GGUGGGCGGAGCGCGGACAGCCGGCGUGUUGGAGGCCGCAGCUCGCUGCAGAUGAAGCAUGGCAGGCGACAGCGAGACAAAGCCGGAGGAGCAGGCCGAGAAUGACAGCAGCCACGGGGAGCCUUUCCUCAUCGGUGUGGCCGGAGGAACAGCCAGCGGCAAGUCGUCGGUGUGCAGCAAGAUCAUGGAGCUGCUGGGCCAGAACGAGAUCGACCAUCACCAGCGGCAAGUGGCCAUCCUGAGCCAGGACAGCUUCUACAGAGUCCUCACUCCGGAUCAGAAGGCCAAAGCACUGAAGGGCCAGUUCAACUUCGACCACCCAGAUGCAUUCGACAAUGAUCUCAUAAUCGCAACCCUGUGGGACAUCAAGGAGGGGAAAACAGUCCACAUUCCUGUUUAUGACUUUGUUUCCCAUUCCAGGAAGGAGGAAACAGUGACGGUGUACCCAGCUGAUGUGGUGCUGUUUGAGGGCAUCUUGAUGUUCUAUUCUCAGGAGAUUCGAGACCUUUUCCAAAUGAAGCUGUUCGUGGACACCGACGCAGACACACGUCUGUCACGGAGAGUGCUGCGGGACAUCAGUGAGCGUGGUCGGGACUUGGAAAGUGUUCUAGCACAGUACAUCACAUUUGUGAAGCCUGCGUUUGAGGAGUUCUGUCUGCCAACGAAGAAAUAUGCUGAUGUGAUAAUACCGAGAGGAGUCGAUAACAUUGUUGCUAUAAACCUGAUCGUCCAGCACAUCCAGGACAUUCUGAACGGCGGUCUGACCAAACGGCUCAACGGGUGUUUCGGCGGUUUAGCGAAAACGCAGCCAAACAUGGAGUCGAGCAGUCGGCCGCACUAAAGCACAUCUCUCCUCCACAGAGAGGAAGGAAGAAUCACCUGAAUGUGCUUCUCAUCGCAGCGAGGCAGGAGCAACUGCCAGGAAAUCGGAAGGCCUCCUUUUGGUCCGAUUCUGCUUGGACUGAGGAAAUCAAUAAUGAAGGAGGGAGGCUUUGUGGAGCCGGUUUAAAGCAGAUGUAUUCAGUUCUGUUUUUCUCUUUAGCUUGUAUGAGAUUAAAGGGGGAGGAACACAACGAGGCUCACUUUCAAUUUCAUUCAAAACUGCUGCUUGCCUUUACCACAGCACAGAGGUGGAGGAACUUAAAGAAUCGGUGUCUCCAGACAGAUUCCUGGACACUUCUCAGCCUUUAACGAUACAAUAAAUGCAGUGUAGCAACGUGCUCUUUAAUGGCAGGGCCUGGUUCUCUUUAUCAAUGCAACUUUUCUUCAGGCUUGGUGUAUUUAAGAAACAAACAUAUUUUCACUUCAACAAAUACACUUUGAAAUAAUGUGAGACUUCUGAUGUUUGUGUCCCAUUGCCCCCAAGCUGUAUUUGCUUUGUCUUGUGUAAAUAGAAAUUAUUAUUAAAAUGAAACAACCGAUUUCCACCUCAGAUCAUCUGAUGUACGACAUCAUCGCCAAAGAUCAUUUUUUUUCGUGUCAUCUUUGUGGACCAGUUGUGAAGUUUUAUUUAAAUGUGAUGCUGCCACUCAUUAAGAACAGUCAAUUAUGUUGUUACGGAACGACCACAAAGUGUUUUUUUUUAAAUUUUAGUUCCCUUCAACUUGAAACUCUCAGAUGCACACGCGUGUACAUUUUCAUUUAAAAGAAGAUGCGCUGAGCUGUAAAAUGACAUUUAGUCCAACAUGUAAAAGUGUUCUGUAAAAGUUUUUUUCUGCCUGUAUACAUAUUUCUUAUAAUAAAGUUCUCAGGUACUCUU
Amphiprion ocellaris (clown anemonefish) is the source of this 1759-nucleotide messenger RNA. RefSeq names its product uridine-cytidine kinase 2a (gene uck2a). Lineage: Eukaryota; Metazoa; Chordata; Actinopteri; Pomacentridae. The record is from RefSeq and is a predicted model, not a curated record. Gene Ontology annotation, cellular component: cytoplasm; cytosol. The transcript has 7 exons. Gene Ontology annotation, molecular function: ATP binding; kinase activity. Bases 59 to 841 code for a protein of 260 amino acids.